Plectropomus leopardus (leopard coralgrouper) is the source of this 278-nucleotide messenger RNA. Lineage: Eukaryota; Metazoa; Chordata; Actinopteri; Perciformes; Serranidae. The record is from RefSeq and is a predicted model, not a curated record.
GUCGUUCUUACAGCGUGUUCUCUCAGCGUAUGUUGAAUCAGUGUCUGGAGUCACUAGUGCAGAAAAUCCAGAGUGGAGUGGUGAUAAACUUUGAGAAAACUGGGCCUGACCCGCCUCCUUUAGAGGAUGCUCCGGUUGAGGCGGUGAAGUCUGGCCCACAGGCUUGGCACUGUUGUCACAAGCUGAUCUACGUACGACCCAACCCGAAAACUGGUGUCCCCAUCGGUCACUGGCCCAUCCCCGAGGCCUUCUGGCCGGACCAGAACUCCCCCACAUUG